AUGCCAUGGAAUCGACUUGUACAGCCGGCAAGGUGCUAUGCCCAGCGGGGCUUGCCAAGACUUUGGUCUAAUAACCGCGUUGUGGUGUAUACACCGAAGCGGUUCAACUCAAACCCUCAAAACACCGGGCAAUAUACCCCGGGUCCUACUGACCAGCCUGAUUCAGAUGAGGGUAAAGGUCAAGGCCAGGGUCGCAAUGGCGACUCAGACCCUAACUUGAAAUCUACGAUUCUCAAGAUGCUUGAAACUGCAGCAACCACUGCAGCAUCAAUUUUCAUCCUAGGUGCGGCUGGUUAUGGGUACCACCAGUACUACAAGUACUUGAUCCUGGACAAGAUGGACAAUGCGUUCAAACCAGGCGAUCCCGCCCUCGAGAUUGCGGGCGUUGUAUCUGGAAAACACCAGUACCAACAUGAGGAGCACUGGGUUAUUCGCAAUGAGCAACCCAAGGUUGACGAAAUUGUAGCCGGGCGAAGAACGGGCCACUAUUACCUAAUGAUUGGUGAAAAGGGGACAGGAAAGACCUCGAUGCUUCUCGAGGCUAUGCGCAAGAUCAAUGGCAACAGUUGUGCGAUGUUCGAAGCGCAUGCUGAUCUAGAGAUUUUCCGCAUUCGACUGGGUAAAGCUUUGGACUACGAAUUCCACGAGGACUACAUUGGCAGUCUUUUCAGUAUCCGUGGCCCGAGAGACACUACUGCUCUCUUGGACAUUGAACGUGCCUUCAAUAAAUUGGAGAAAGUGGCACUUACCAGGAGACGCGCCGGCUCAUCUCCCCUGAUCCUGAUUAUCAACAGCACUCAUUUGGUUCGGGAUGACCAUGAUGGACAGGACUUGCUCGAGAUGAUUCAGCAAAGAGCAGAGCAAUGGGCUGCCAGUGGCCUUGUCACAACUAUCCUCAACAGCGAUGAUUACUGGGUAUAUGAGCGUCUGAAGCGUUAUGCAACUCGCAUGGAAGUCAUUCCCGUAACCGAUCUACCCAAGGACAAGGCGAUGGCCGCAUUGAAGAAGUACCGUGAGCAGUAUUAUAACCAGGUUCUCCCAUCAUCGGUUCUGGAGCAAGUCUAUGACAAAGUGGGCGGUCGUCUGUCCUUCUUGAGCCGUGUCGCCAAAUCUGAGGAUAUGACCAAAACAUGCGACGACAUUUGCCGCGCCGAAAAGACGUGGCUUCUGAACAAGUGCUGGAUUCUUGGAAAGGAGAUGGACGACGAUGUGAUGGACGAGCAGAAAUUCUCAUCUGCGGCUAUGGUGCUUGCGAAGGCACUUGUUGACAAAGAGAGAGAUAUGGAGCGUUACCACCCAGAAACAGGCCACAUUUUGCCUGAGAUCCCGCUUCACGAAGCACGCGAGAUUAUGACCCGUGCUGACUUCAUUCAAUCCUACGAUCAUGAGAAUAUCUUCACCAUUGACUCGCGAGCCAUGGUGCGCGCUGACUCUGUGCCUAUGCAGAAUGCCUUCCGCGAGAUUUGCGAUAUCGACAGAUUUGACUCGCACCUGGAGGGUACUCUAGAGCGCAUUGGCGACAUUGAGAGUCUUGGUCGUACUCGUGAGUUGACAAUUAAGGACCUCUGGAACCAGGGCAAGUACAGGGUAGUGGUGAAAGACAACCACGGACGUGAAAGUGGUACAGUGGAAUUUGCCGUGGCAGAGACAGAGGAGGAUGCUUAG
Penicillium antarcticum is the source of this 1665-nucleotide messenger RNA. RefSeq names its product ATP-binding protein. NCBI's taxonomy places the organism in Eukaryota, Fungi, Ascomycota, Eurotiomycetes, Eurotiales, Aspergillaceae. The record is from RefSeq and is a predicted model, not a curated record. The transcript has 5 exons. The coding region runs from base 1 to 1665 and encodes 554 amino acids.